Molecule: messenger RNA, 1481 nt
Organism: Rubroshorea leprosula
Lineage: Eukaryota; Viridiplantae; Streptophyta; Magnoliopsida; Malvales; Dipterocarpaceae
Source: the annotation of a GenBank genome assembly
UCCAGGUGCUGUCUAAUCCUUUUUCCAUUAUACCAUUAAAAUACACACAAUAUAUUUUACCAAAAGAAACCUCAGCUGCAGCAGCAGAGAGUUCAGAGAUGGAGGAGGUGGCUGCUACGGUGUUUGAGGGGAAAAGGGUGGCGGCUCCUCCUACAUAUUGCGUCACUGGAGCCACUGGGUAUAUCGGAUCAUGGUUGGUGAAAGUUCUGCUUCAAGGAGGCUACAUGGUUCAUGCCACAGUCCGGAAUCCAGGAAAGGCCCUCCAUCUGUUGUCACUGUGGGCCGGUGGUGACCGGCUGAGAUUGUUCAGAGCUGACAUGCUAGAAGAAGGGAGCUUUGAUGAUGCCGUAAAGGGUUGUGACGGUGUCUUCCAUGUAGCAGCUUCAAUGGAGUUUGAUAUCCCAACAAAUGAGAAUGUUGAGGCUUAUGUUCAGUCAAACAUCAUUGAACCUGCAAUCAAAGGAACUGAGAACCUCCUCAAAUCUUGCUUGAAAUCUAAGACAGUGAAAAGGGUUGUGUUCACUUCCUCCAUCAGUACUAUCACUGCCAAAGACAACACUGGAAAAUACAGACCAGUUGUUGAUGAAUCUUGCCAAACUCCUGUUGAUAAUGUUUUGAAUACAAAACCAAAUGGAUGGGUUUAUGUGCUCUCCAAGCUUUUGACAGAGGAAGCAGCAUUCAAGUUUGCAAAGGACAACGGCAUUGAUCUUGUUUCAGUGAUAACAACAACCGUUGCUGGUCCUUUCCUCACAUCAACUGUUCCAUCAAGUAUUCAAGUGCUCUUGUCGCCUAUCACAGGGGACCCCAAGUUCUACUCAAUACUAUCUGCUGUAAAUGCUAGAAUGGGAUCAAUUGCUUUAGCUCACAUUGAAGAUAUUUGCAAUGCCCACAUUUUCCUGAUGAGGCAGGGCAAUGCACAAGGUAAAUACAUGUGUUGUACCAGCAGUUGUCUGAUGUCUGAAUUGGUCAGUCUUCUUGCUCAAGAGUAUCCUUGCUCUAAUAUUCAAAGGUUGAAGGCAGAUCACCAAGGCUCAGUACCAUCAGAGAUUUCUUCAAAGAAGUUGAGGGAUUUAGGUUUCAAUUUCAAGCAUAACAUAGAAGACUUAAUUCACGAAACAAUUGCUGCUUGUGUGGAUUAUGGCUUUCUACCUCCAAUGAAGAAGUAAUUGCUGUUACUUUUGACAAAAUUUGCUGCCCUUAGCCAAGCUCUGCUGCAAUGACAUGAUUGAAGGGAAGACAUAAAAUUGAAUAAAUGCUUGGGACAUGUUUUCUUAGAAUUAAACUUAUCAAAGUUCAAACCAAAUCUGAAGCAUGUUUAAUUCCAUGGAAAAGCAAGCAUGACUUGCGCAUUAAAUUGCUGUAAAGGUGUCUGUUGCGGUACUAAAUUUUUCUUAACCUCCUGUCAAGCUUAGUCUAUGAUGCUCAUUGCCUAAAGUGUAUUCAAAUCUAUAGUUUAAGCAGACUAAAACAUGUAGUUUGUG